AGAGCAGCCCCGCGUUCCGCGAGGAGUUUGGAGUCGCCCUGCGAGGCGCCCACAACCCGCUCAGCGCUUGCCACGCAGGUGCGCGGGCCCCGGUGCCGCCGUCAUCGCAGCUUUCCGCCGGGAUUGGACUCGGGCUUCGAGGUCUCCUUGCCACUUUGGAAACUGAAGGGACCGCAGCGUCAAUCAGUAUAUUUCUCUGAAGCAAGAUGAUUUGUCAAAAAUUCUAUGUCGCUCUGUUAUUCUGGGAAUUUGUUUAUGUGAUAACUGCAUUUAAUGUGGCCUAUCCAAUUACUCCUUGGACAUUUAAGUUGUCUUGCAUGCCACCAAAUACAACCUAUGACUUCUUGCCUGCUGGAAUCUCAAAGAACAUUUCGAAUCUGAAUGGACAUUAUGAGGCGGUUAUUGAAGCUAAAUUUAAUUCAACUACCACCUACUUUUCUAAUGUAAUGUCCCAAGCAACUUUUCCUUGUUGUUUUUGGAGUGAAGAAGAUCAAAGCUGCUCUGUGCAUGCAGACAUUGAUGGGAAGGCAUUUGUUUCAACAGCAAAUUCUUUAGCUUUUCAACCAACAAGUGCAAACUGGAACAUACAGUGCUGGAUGAAAGAGGACUUGAAAUUAUUCAUCUGUUAUAUGGAGUCAUCAUUUAAGAAUCCUUUCAAGAAUUAUGACCCUGAGGUUCAUCUUUUAUAUGUUCUUCUAGAAGUGGUAGAAGAACCAUCUCGGGUUCCCCAGAAAGGCAGUUUUCAGAUCCUUCAGUGCGACUGCAGUGCCCACAAGUGCUGUCAAUGCCACGUGCCUGUGCCAACAGCCAAACUCAACUAUACUCUCCUUAUGUACUUGAAAAUCACAUCUGGUGAAGUAACUUUUCAGUCACCUUUAAUGUCAGUUCAGCCCAUAAAUGUUGUGAAACCUGAUCCACCAUUUGGUUUGCAUAUGGAAAUUACAGACACUGGCAGUUUAAAGAUUUCUUGGUCCAGCUUAACAUUCACACCAUUUCAACUUCAAUAUCAAGUCAAAUAUUCAGAGAAUUCUACAAGUAUGAGAAAAGCUAAUGAAAUCAUCUCAGCUACAUCUCUGCUAAUAGAAAGCGUGCUUCCUGGGUCUUCCUAUGAGGUUCAGGUGAGGAGCAAGAGACUGGAUGGCCCAGGAAUCUGGAGUGACUGGAGCACGCCACUUAUCUUUACCACACCAGAUGUUAUUUACUUUCCACCUAAAAUUCUGACAAGUGUUGGGUCCAAUGUUUCUUUUCACUGCAUCUAUAAAAAGGAAAACGAGAUUGUUUCUUCAAAGGAGAUUGUCUGGUGGAUGAAUCUAGCUGAGAAAAUUCCUCAAAGCCAGUAUAAUGCUGUGGGUGACUAUGUUAGCAAAGUUACUUUUCCCAAUUUGAAUGCAACCAAACCUCGAGGGAAGUUCACCUACGAUGCUGUGUACUGUUGCCACGAGCAUGAAUGUCACCAUCGCUAUGCUGAGCUGUAUGUGAUUGAUGUCAAUAUCAAUAUAUCGUGUGAAACUGAUGGGUACUUAACUAAAAUGACAUGCAGAUGGUCAACCAAUGCAAUCGAAUCACUUGUGGGAAGUACUUUGCAGUUGAGGUAUCAUAGGAGAGGCCUUUACUGCUCUGAUAUUCCAUCCAUUCGUCCUAUAUCUGAACCCAAAGAUUGCCAUUUGCAGAGAGAUGGUUUUUAUGAAUGCGUAUUUCAGCCAAUCUUUCUAUUAUCUGGCUACACAAUGUGGAUUAGGAUCAAUCACUCUUUAGGUUUGCUUGAUUCUCCACCAACAUGUUUUGUUCCUGAUUCUGUGGUGAAACCACUGCCUCCAUCCAGAGUGAGAGCAGAAAUUACUGUAAAUACUGGACUACUGAAAAUAUCUUGGGAAAAGCCAAUCUUUCCGGAGAAUGAUCUUCAGUUCCAGAUUCGCUAUGGCUUAAGUGGAAAAGAAGUACAAUGGAAGAUGCAUGAGGUGUAUGAUGAAAACUCAAAAUCCGCCAGUGUCCCGGUGCCAGACCUUUGCGCCAUCUAUGUUGUUCAGAUGCGCUGUAAGAGGCUAGAUGACCUGGGGUAUUGGAGCAACUGGAGUGCUCCAGUCCACACCGUUGUCACGGAUAUAAAAGUUCCUGCCAGAGGACCUCAGUUUUGGAGAAUCAUUAAUGAAGAUACCACUGAAAAAGAGAGAAAUGUCACUUUACUUUGGAAGCCUCUGAUGAAAAAUGAUUCAUUGUGCAGUGUGAGAAGCUACGUGGUCAAACAUCAUACUUCCCACAAUAGAACUUGGUCGGAAGAUGUGGGUAAUCACACUACAUUUACUUUCCUGUGGACAGAGCAAGCCCAUACUGUUACAGUUCUGGCCAUCAAUUCAAUUGGCACUUCUCUUGCAAACUCUAAUUUAACAUUCUCAUGGCUUGUGGGCAAAGUAAAUACUGUGCAGUCACUCAGUGCAUAUCCUUUAAACAGCAGUUGUGUGAUUCUUUCCUGGAUGCUAUCACCCAGUGAUUACAAUCUGAUGUAUUUUAUUAUUGAGUGGAAAGUUCUUAAUGAAGACACUGAAAUUAAAUGGCUUAGAAUCCCUUCAUCUGCUAAGAAGUGUUAUAUUCAUGAUCAUUUUAUUCCAAUUGAAAGUUAUCAGUUCAGUCUUUACCCAAUAUUUAUGGAAGGAGUGGGGAAACCGAAGAUAAUUAGUAGUUUUACCCAAGAUGGUAUUGAAAAACAUCAGAAUCAUGUGGGUUUAUAUGUAAUUUUGCCAAUAAUUAUUUCCUCUUCAGUCUUACUGUUUGGAACGUUGUUAAUAUCACAUCGAAGGAUGAAAAAACUGUUUUGGGAAGAUGUUCCAAACCCCAAGAAUUGUUCCUGGGCACAAGGAAUUAAUUUUCAGAAGAGAACGGACAUUCUUUGAAGUCUAAUCAUGAUCACUGCAGAUGAACCCAAUAUACCAACUUCCCAACAUUCUAUAGAGUAUUAGAAGAUUUUUACAUUUUGAAGAAGGGGAGAAAAAUCUAAAAAAUUUUGGUUGAACUAUUGAGAACUAAAGUAUGGUGGGUUAUGUUGAUUUAAAACUUCAAAUUGAUGGGUAAAUUUGGGGUCCAGAUAGAGGUCUGAGUCCAGUUCAUUUUGGAUUAUGAUUACUUUUCAGUUCAUCUAAAUUUAAAAAUUUAAAUUUAGAUAUCUGGUUUUCUAUUUAUCAUUUGUCUGGACAUAAAACAUUAAAAACUCAUGAUUUCUCCUGCUACCACGUAUCUAUGCAAUAUCAUCAAAUAGAUCAUAAACAGUGCUGUCACUAGGUGAAAACUGCAACUACUGACACAGUUUUGCAAGUUCAAUCACUAAUCACUGAAUGCAGUAAAAGUAUUGUUUAUAUUUUAAUUUCCAAAGUUUUCCAUUUUAUAUUCUUUUGGAGAUAACUCGCCACAUAAACUGACCCACUUGUGUGUUCUUUUUAAUGUCCUGUAGUUUUUAUGUGUGUCUAAAUUUGGUCAGUCUGGGAAUUUCAAUUCUCAGUAGCCUUAAAAAUGGCUUAAGUGCUAACUUCCAUUUCCGUUCAAAGAAAGCCAGAAGUUGCGGUUUGUGCUGGUCAUAAGCCCGUGGCAGUUACAUUUCAUAUCAGGAUGACCCAACAUAUUCAGGUCAGAUUGACCAGAUCAGAAAGACACAUCAAUCUCCAAUCCUGCUUUCUUGUGAAAUUCUUGCCUAAAUCUAAUUUUAUUUAUACUGAACCACCCAAAGCUUCUGGCAGAAAGGGAAGUUGGACAGUGACGCAAAAAAGGGAGACUUUGCAGUUUUAUAAACAGUUCCUGGGGAGGCCUACAAUUUUUCUUCCUGAAAACAGACAACUUGCUUUUUUUAUGAAUUUAGCACAUUAAGCAUGCUAUUCUCACUUUCAAACUAAACCAAAGCCUUUGUUUGAUGCUCUCAAAUCAUGUUCAGAAUUAGGCUAUAUAUGGAUCACUUAUAUUUAUAUUUCAUUCAUAAUUUUAUUAGAAUCUUAAAAAAUAACACAAAAUCAGAAAGAACAUUCCAGUAACAUUAACAGAUGUUACUGGAAUGUGAAAUCCAAGUGUAAAAUAUUGAAAGGAUUUUCUUUAAUUCAUAACAGCUGAAUGCCUAGUUAAUAAGAGCCAAGAUUUUGCUAAAACCUUGAAAAAUUAGGUGCUUAUAAUGAUUGAAAAUGAUUUUUUAAAAACAUACUUUUAAUAAAGAUUUAUGACCCCUUGAAAAAGUACAUUUCAAUAGUAUGUGGGUGUUUAUUUUUAUUAGUGAAAUCUGCCACCUGAAUGUAUUUGAGAACAUGUAAAAUUGUAGGUAUCAGUAAUUAUUCACCAAUUAUGAAGUGUUUGAGGGCAUGCAUUGUGUCAAACACAUCAUUUAAAGAAAAUAUUUGAGGCUGACUGCAUGCUAUGAGCUGUUUGUGUGUAUUUUUUGUUUUCAUAGUUAUUCCUUAAUUUGAUGAUCUUAAUACCUAGGUUCAUUUAAAUUUUAAGAAAUGUGAAACACAGUGGCCUUUAGAGUAAAUAAAAUGAGCAAGCAAAUAUUUGAAAGAUCAUAAAUCUAAUUCAUAGAUUUCUUUCAGAAAGAAAAUAGGCACAGGAACCAGUUUUCUCUUCAUAUAUUAUAUUCAUAGAUAAAAGGUUGUGUUAACAUGGUAAUUUGUCAUUAUGCAGUAUUUUAAUAUCUACAUCUCUAUUACAUUAGUAUUAUAGUGUUUGUUAUAUUCUUUUAUGAUUAUAAUCACCAAUAUAUUUCACAUAAGAGUUAAAAAUGAUGCCAAGUUAAUUGUGUUUUUAUUUGGAAUAUACUUACUAUUUUGAAUAUUAGUUGAUUAUAUCAUUUCAGCAAUAAAUUUGAAUUCACUAAUUAGUUUAAAAGUUGAAAAAUUCAAAAGGUCAAUUAUUUGUAUGAUAAAAAUUGAACAUAUUACUCUAUCACUUCAUUUAGUUGUGAUUUUUCAAUGUGAUGUAUGCACAGUAUUCUUUAUUUUACAUUUAUUUUCUCAGUAUUUUUACAUUGUAUGAGUUGAGCUUUUUGCACACAAAUUAUUGAUUUGUGGCUGUUUGCAGGAUUUUUUUGUUGUGAUGUAACCACCAUUCUUAUAAAGAAAAAUGAUAUGCAUUUGUUUGUGUCUUUGUCU
Talpa occidentalis (Iberian mole) is the source of this 5117-nucleotide messenger RNA. It is a transcript of the gene LEPR, whose product is annotated as leptin receptor. Lineage: Eukaryota; Metazoa; Chordata; Mammalia; Eulipotyphla; Talpidae. Gene Ontology annotation, cellular component: external side of plasma membrane; membrane. Gene Ontology annotation, molecular function: protein binding; cytokine receptor activity. The record is from RefSeq and is a predicted model, not a curated record. The transcript is spliced from 20 exons. The coding region runs from base 207 to 2888 and encodes 893 amino acids. Gene Ontology annotation, biological process: cytokine-mediated signaling pathway.